ACUCUCUAAAAACAUGUCAGACAACAAGAAGCUCCGAAUCUUCUCCACCAUUUGUGUUGCUUUAGUAAUCUUCGCCCUCUAUUCCGAUGGUAUAAUCUUCACUAGUUUCAGAGAAGACCACACAGAAAGCAUUUUGAAGGUAAAACGACAAACAAAUCCUUCCAUUAGCACUCCUCGCAACAAUAUUAAUAUUCGUCUGCAAUCCAUAAAGGGAGAUUUUUCAGUCGCUAGAAAAAAGGCGAUUUAUAAUAAUCCUUUCAUCCCACCAUUCAACGCAACGGAAGAAGAGAGAAUUGCUUGGCUGCGGAGAAAGUUGCCAAAGCUCGAAAUUUUCAAGUCAGACUUGCUAACCAAGCGGUUUCAUUCCAGGGUUUUGCAGUUCUUCAAUCCGGAAUGCGAAGUUCGGGUUUUCAUGACGUGGAUUUCUCCGGUGACGUCGUUUGGGAAUCGGGAAUUCUUGGCCUUGGAGAGCCUCUUCAAGGCACACCCAAAAGGGUGCUUGAUGAUUUUGUCAAGGACUAUGGAUUCAGUAGAAGGUUAUAGAAUCUUGAAACCGCUCAUUGAUCGUCGUUUCAAGGUUAACGCCGCAACACCGGACUUGUCGUUUUUGUUCAAGGACACCCCAGCGGAGAAUUGGCUGGGAGAUUUAGAGAAAGGGAACAAAGAUCCUGGUGAGAUUUCAUUAGCUCAGAACUUGUCUAAUCUCAUGAGACUCGCUAUUUUGUACAAGUAUGGUGGUAUUUAUUUGGAUACGGAUUUCAUUGUUCUCAAGCCUUUAAAUGGGUUAAGGAACUCAAUUGGAGCACAAAGUAUUGAUUUGUUAUCCAAAAACUGGACGAGAUUGAAUAAUGCAGUUUUAAUUUUUGACAUGAAUCAUCCACUUUUGUUGAAGUUCAUCGAGGAAUUUGCCUCAACUUUUGAUGGUAAUAGGUGGGGGUAUAAUGGGCCUUAUUUGGUUUCAAGGGUGGUCCAGAGAGUGGAGCCCAGGCCGGGGUCCAACUUCACUGUGUUGUCUCCCAUGGCCUUUUAUCCAGUGGAUUGGACUAAGAUUGGUGGGCUUUUUAAGAGGCCCGAAAGGGAGGCCCAAUUGAGAUGGGUGAAAGCCAAGGUUCUUCAGCUAAGUGGGGAGACUUAUGGGGUGCACCUGUGGAAUAGGCAAAGUAGCGGAUUGUUGAUUGAAGAAGGAAGCGUUAUUGGAAGGUUAAUCUCAGAUCAUUGUGUCACUUGCAAAGGCAUUUACAGUUCAUAAUAGACUUUUCGGAGUUGGUAAAUGGCGAAGCAUUUGCAAAAUCUGUGGCGAAGUCGCGGACUGUAAAAAUUCCAGGAGCUGUAGAAUUGUAUUUUACAAGUGUCAUUUUUUUCUUUUAGCUUUUUUUUUUUCCUUCUAGAUUUUUUCCCAUGAUGUAGAUAAGAUCAUAAGUGUAAUUUUCUUUUAAUAGUUCUUUUUGGAUGCAAA
Molecule: messenger RNA, 1456 nt
Organism: Morus notabilis
Lineage: Eukaryota; Viridiplantae; Streptophyta; Magnoliopsida; Rosales; Moraceae
Product: lactosylceramide 4-alpha-galactosyltransferase
Exons: 1
Coding region: 14-1249 (411 amino acids)
Source: RefSeq, a predicted model, not a curated record